Messenger RNA from Lonchura striata (white-rumped munia), 2223 nucleotides. NCBI's taxonomy places the organism in Eukaryota, Metazoa, Chordata, Aves, Passeriformes, Estrildidae. The record is from RefSeq and is a predicted model, not a curated record.
AUGCCGCUGGCCCGCAGCGUCUCCGUCAGUUCCCUGCCGGGCCUGGAGGACUGGGGGGGUCCCGGCGCCCCCGACAACGUGGUGCUCUUCGAGGUGGCCUGGGAGGUGGCCAACAAGGGUGAGACCCCCAAAAAACACAAACACCCCCAAAAAAAUGGCCUAAAAACUGUGCACUUUGGGCGCUGGCUGAUCGAGGGCAGCCCGGCCGUGGUGCUGCUGGACGUGGGCGCCACGGCCUGGAGCCUGGAGCGCUGGAAGGGCGAGCUCUGGGAGAGCUGCUGGUGGGGUCCCCGGCUGGGCUGUGGUGGCACCAGGUGUGGCGGGGACACCUGGGGCGCGGUGUGCCGGGCUCAGGUGCCACCGCGGUGCCACCUGGUGCCACCUGGUGACACCUGGGGACAGUUUGCGGCGCAGAGCGAGGAGCGGCCGUUCAUCGUGGGCCACUUCCACGAGUGGCUGGCGGGGCUGGGGCUGGUGCUGAGCCGCGCCCGGCGCCUGCCCGUGGCCACCAUCUUCACCACGCACGCCACGCUGCUGGGCCGCUACCUGUGCGCCGGGAGCGUGGACUUCUACAACAACCUGCACAGCUUUGACGUGGACAAGGAGGCCGGGGAGCGGCAGAUCUACCACCGGUACUGCCUGGAGCGCGCGGCCGCGCACUGCGCCCACGUGCUGACCACCGUGUCCCACGUCACCGCCGCCGAGGCCGAGCACCUGCUCAAGCGCAAGCCAGACCUGGUGACCCCCAACGGGCUGAACGUGCGCAAGUUCUCGGCCAUGCACGAGUUCCAGAACCUGCACGCCCAGAGCAAGGCCCGCGUGCAGGAGUUCGUGCGGGGCCACUUCUACGGGCACCUGGAUUUCGACUUGGACAAGACGCUUUUCUUCUUCAUCGCCGGCCGCUACGAGUUCUCCAACAAGGGCGCCGACAUUUUCCUGGAGGCGCUGGCCCGGCUCAACUACCUGCUCCGGGUGAAUGGCAGCGAGGUGACCGUGGUGGCAUUUUUCAUCAUGCCCGCCAGGACCAACAACUUCAACGUGGAGUCGCUCAAGGGCCAGGCCGUGCGCAAGCAGCUCUGGGACACGGCCAACGCCGUGAAGGAGAAAUUCGGGAAGAAGCUCUACGAGUCUCUGCUGGUGGGGAACCUCCCGGACAUGAACAAGAUGCUGGACAGGGAGGAUUUCACCAUGAUGAAGAGAGCCAUCUUCGCCACCCAGCGUCAGUCCUUCCCCCCCGUGUGCACCCACAACAUGCUGGACGACGCCACCGACCCCAUCCUGACCACGAUCCGCAGGAUCGGCCUCUUCAACAGCAGCAACGACCGCGUCAAGAUCAUCUUCCACCCCGAGUUCCUGUCCUCCACCAGCCCCCUGCUCCCGGUGGACUACGAGGAGUUCGUCCGCGGUUGCCACCUGGGCGUCUUCCCCUCCUACUACGAGCCCUGGGGCUACACCCCAGCCGAGUGCACGGUCAUGGGCAUCCCCAGCGUCUCCACCAACCUCUCGGGCUUCGGCUGCUUCAUGGAGGAGCACAUCGCCGACCCCUCGGCCUACGGUCAGCGGCGGGGACCCCGAAAAUGGGGGAGCACCCCGAAAUAUGGGGGGGACCCCAAAAUAUGGGGGGGCACCCCGAAAUAUGGGGGGGACCCCAAAAUAUGGGGGGGACCCAAAAUUAUGAGGGGUGGGUACAAAAUCCAGGGGGUGUCCAACGUCUUGGUGCCCAACCAGACGUUCUCCGAGGCGGUGUCACCAUGUCACUGUCACUGUGUCCCCGUGUCCCCGCAGGUGUCCAACGUCUCGGUGCCCAACCAGACGUUCACCGUGUCCCUGUCACCCGGGGCGUCGGAGGGCGACGGGGGGGAGCUGCUUUUGGGGGGCAUCGACGAGCGGCUCUUCGAGGGACCCCUGCACUACAUCCCCGUGACCCGAAAGAGCUACUGGCAGUACCUGCUGGACUGUGACAAGGUCGCGUCCCUGCCCAACGUCACCUUCGUGCUGGCGGGGACGACGUUCACGCUGAGCCCCCAGGAGUACGUGCUCAAGGUGUCCCAGCUGGGGACCCCCACGUGCAUCAGCGGCUUCAUGGGCCUGGACAUCCCGCGGCCCUCGGGGCCGCUCUGGAUCCUCGGGGACGUUUUCCUGGCCGUGCACUACGCCGUCUUCGACCGCGACCGCGACCGCGUGGGGCUGGCCCGCAGCCGCCGGCACCCCGGGGACCCCUGA